AUGGAACUAAAAGUUUAUGUUCUUAUUUUAAUAGUUCUACUAAGUUUAAUUCAAACUGCAUUUUCUGUUUGCAACUAUAGAACUGACAAUUUUUAUGGAUACAUGUGUGACUUUAAAAUUCACAAUCCAAAUGGACAGAACAACUUUACAGACAUUGUUGGAUGGCAUUCAUGGUUUAGAGGUGAUGGAAAUGUUCAAGCCACAAUUGUUAUGUCAGGUUCUUACUCAAUAAACUUUCCCGCUGUAAUUUGCAAUAAAUUUUACAAUAACAUCUGGAUUAACUUAAGUUCAAUCGGAAUUAAGUUUAUUGAUUACUUCGCUCUUAGAAGCUGCAAAAAUCUUCAAUAUUUGGACUUAGACAACAACAAAAUCACCGAUAUCAAUGAAAUGUCAUUCAUCUAUAACUUGGAUAUGCGGACAUUGCUUUUAUACUCCAAUCAGCUAUCGACAUUGCCGGAAAGUGUUUUUGGAAAACUUAAAAAAUUGACUACAUUAAAGCUUAACAAUAACAAGCUAACACAGCUACCACAAAAUAUUUUCAAUGAAACAAAAGCAUUAAAAGAUUUGAACCUAGACGACAAUUUGAUAGAGUCUCUGCCAUCAAACAUCUUCAAAUCACUGAAUAAUUUACAAGUUCUAAGGAUGAGCAACAAUAAAAUCACAAGUAUCUUGCCUGACUGGUUCAAGACAUUGGGAAAUUUACUCACAUUGUACUUGGAAGGCAAUAAAAUUGAGCAACUUCCGGUGAAUGCUUUUAAUUCGUUGAAAAAAGUAACAAAAAUCAGCUUGAUUCGCAACAACCUUAAAAUCAUUCACUCUGAUUCUUUUGGAAUUCUACCGAGUCUUACUCACAUCUACCUUCAAAAUAAUGUAAUUAAUGGAUUUUACGAAAAGAUUAUUGAUAAUACUAAGGUUCAUACUUUGGAUAUGUUUAAUAAUUUGUGUGCCAAUGUUAACAUUUUUGAUAAUUCAACUGAUAAAGAAUCUAUGCGGACUACAAUGGGGAAGUGCUUUGACAAUUAUGAAAUUACUGUUUUUGGAUGCAUUAGUGGAAAUUUAGACGCAAGAAUGUGCAAACUUGAAGGUGAAAACGAGAAGACUCUCGCUUCUUUCCAGAAAAUUGACAAUCAAACCAAUCAAAUUGUAUCCCAAGCUGAUCAACUAAUCAAAGAAAUCAAAACAUUAAAACUAGACACUCAAGGAUUGCAUUUAUCAGUUGAAAAACUUACUAUUGACCAGAAAGUUCUUAGCAAAAAUUUCACUUCUUUUAGUACAGAAAAUCAAAAACAUCGCGAUACCUUUGAAGCAAAAAUGGAAGCUUUCAUGCUAGAAAGUUCAGACAAAAGUAUUUUAAUGGCUGAAAACCAAGAAGAAAUUGAAAAACUUCACGCAUUGAUUAAUGAGUUGAAAGUGUUUGUCAACAAUCAAUCGUCUGGCUACGAAGAACUUCACAAUCAAGUCCUUGAUUUGAUGGCUCGUCCUUGUGAAUGUCAUCAAUUAAAUUAA
Molecule: messenger RNA, 1506 nt
Organism: Chironomus riparius
Lineage: Eukaryota; Metazoa; Arthropoda; Insecta; Diptera; Chironomidae
Source: the annotation of a GenBank genome assembly